Quercus robur (English oak) is the source of this 2028-nucleotide messenger RNA. RefSeq names its product disease resistance protein RUN1-like. NCBI's taxonomy places the organism in Eukaryota, Viridiplantae, Streptophyta, Magnoliopsida, Fagales, Fagaceae. The record is from RefSeq and is a predicted model, not a curated record. The coding region runs from base 1 to 2028 and encodes 675 amino acids. Gene Ontology annotation, molecular function: ADP binding. The transcript has 8 exons. Gene Ontology annotation, biological process: defense response.
AUGCCAUUAUUUGUUGCUAAAUAUCCUAUUGGAAUAAGUUCUCGAGUUGAGGCCAUAAAAAUACUUUUAGAUAUUGAAUCAAAUGAUGUUCACAUGGUAGGAAUCUAUGGCCUUGGUGGAGUUGGUAAAACGACAAUUGCAAAAACUAUUUAUAAUAGGUUUUUUAAUCUUUUCUAUGGAAGCAUCUUUCUAGAGAAUAUUAGCGAGAAUUCAAAGACAAAUGGAGGUGUAAUCCAAUUGCAAGAGACACUUCUUUUUGAAAUCUUAGGGGAUAGGAAUUUGAAACUGAGUAGCAUAUUGAGAGGAAUCAACAUGAUAAAUGAAAGUCUUUGUUGCAAAAGGGUUCUUAUAAUUCUUGAUGGCGUGGAUGAAUUAGAUCAGAUAGAAAGUUUGCUUGGAAAAUGUGAUUGGUUUGCUUCGGGAAGUAGAAUUAUUAUGACAACAAGAGAUAAGCACUUGGUAGCUCCUCUUGGAAAUGGACUUUCAACCUAUGAGAGAAACAAACCCAAGGAAGAUUAUUUGGAACUUGCAAACCAAGUAAUACACUAUGCGAAAGGUCUUCCAUUAGCUCUAACAAUAAUGGGUGUUGAUUUUUAUGGAAGAACAAAAGCUGAAUGGAAAAGUGCAUUACAUAAUUUUGGAUGCCUUGAAUAUCUUCCCAAUGAAUUAAGGUUUCUUGAUUGGCCUGGAUAUCCAUUUUCUUCAUUGCCAUCCAACUUUUGUCCUAAAAAACUGGUUGUGCUGAACAUGUCUCGUAGCCGAUUGGAGAAUCAAUUCACACAGGCCCCAAACAUAAAAGAAUUGGAUCUUAAGUAUUGUACAAAUUUAGUUGAGGUUCAUGACUCUGUUGGGCAUCUUCAAAAGCUUGAAGUAUGGGAGCUUAGCAAUUGCACUAAACUUCAAAUUCUUCCAAGCUACCUCAUGAUGAAAUCUCUCGCAUCUUUAACACUUACAGGCUACUCAAGCCUCAAGAAGUUCCCUGAUAUUUCUCAAGAAAUGGAAUGUUUAGGCAAGUUAGCACUGCGCUCAACUGGUAUUUGUGAGUUGCCUUCAUCAUUUGGGAAUCUCACUGGGCUUAAGACUUUACUCCUCGGAAACCAUUCACUAUAUCUUUCAAGUAGCAUUUAUAAAUUGGAACAUAUUGAGAGGCUCUCUCUUUAUGGUGAUGUCAUAUUUCCAAAGGAACUAGAGAAUGAUAGGCGACCACCAUAUUUUAUAUUGACUUCUUGUUGUCCCCUCUCAUUGGAAAGUUUAUACAUCACUGAUAGCAAUAUUGUUACCCUCCCAAAAUUCUUUGGCAGAUUUGAGAGAUUACAUAUGCUUUUUAUUGAAAGGUGCAAUGAGCUUCUAGAAAUUCCAAGUCUUCCACAAAGUAUAAUAAAAGUCCUUACAUCAAACUGCCACUCGUUGGAUUCACAAUUACCAAGCAAAUUAUUCCUUCAGUUUGGAGAAAUUUUAGGGCUUCCACCAAAUAUAUCAUGUUUAGGUGUCAGAAGCAACAUAUCAAUGGAUCCACAGUUAUCUAGCAGAAUAUCCCAAGAAGUUAGUGAAUAUGUAAUUAUACUACCUGGACAUGAGAUUCCAAAUUGGUUCAACCAUCAAAGUGUUGGAAGGUCCAUAUCAUUCUAUAUGGGUCCAAAAUUUCCAACAUUUGGCCUAUGUGUUGUUUUUGGAAUGGAGGAUGAUUAUAGCGAUUAUUGUUAUCAUGUUGACAUUUCUGUCAAUGGUGGGCUCCACAUAUUCGGUGGGAUUGACUUCAGUGUGUUCGAGGAAAUUGGAUGGUCCAAUCGGGAAUAUGAGAACAUCUCGAUAAAAGAUUUGAAUGAAGAAAUAUGCCAAGAUUUAAUCAUGGCAUCAUUUAACCCAGUUGCUGCUAUUCUUAAUCAAAACAAAUUGACUAGAUCCAACUAUGUUGACUGGAAAAGAAAUUUGGACAUUGUUCUUACUACUGAAGAGCACAAAUUUGUACUUAGUCAACCUUGUCCUAGCUUUCCAUCAUUAGAUGCUCCUCCUGAGGAAAAACAAUGA